This is a messenger RNA of Phoenix dactylifera (date palm), 954 nucleotides long. NCBI's taxonomy places the organism in Eukaryota, Viridiplantae, Streptophyta, Magnoliopsida, Arecales, Arecaceae. The record is from RefSeq and is a predicted model, not a curated record.
AUGGUUCAAUCCCCUGCUAGUAUCGGAAAUUUAACCAAGCUUGAAAUCUUGUCCCUCCAUGAAAAUCAAAUCUCUGGCUCAAUCCCUCCAUCUCUUGGAAGCUUAACCAACCUUACUUAUUUGCGCUUAUUCAACAAUCAACUAUCUGGUUCUUUGCCUCAGGAAUUUAAUAAUAUUACAAAUUUGAAAGUUCUCCAAUUGGGGUACAACAGUUUUUCUGGCCAUUUACCCCAUGACAUAUGCAAAGGAGGAGUUCUACAUAUUCUUUCUUUGAGCAACAACUAUUUUGAAGGUCCGAUUCCCCAAAGCUUGAAAAACUGCACAAGCCUAGUCGGAGUCGGACUCAAGCAGAACCAACUAUCUGGGGAUAUAUCUGAAAAUCUUGGAGUGUAUCCACAUCUCUCGUACUUUGAUUUAAGCUUCAACAAUCUGUCUGGUAAGCUCUCACCAAACUGGGGAGGAUGUCAUAAUUUGUCGCUCUUAAAAAUCUCCAGCAACAAGGUUACAGGAAGCAUACCAGCAGAACUCGGAAAGUUGACUCGACUACAAAAACUUGACCUUUCUUCGAACUAUCUAUCAGGAGAGAUUCCAAAGGAUCUGAGCAAGUUAACUAAUCUAUAUAACUUGACUUUGAGCAAUAACCAACUUGUUGGGGAGGUAUAUCCAGAAUUCGGAGAACUAUCUAAUUUAGAGAUUCUUGAUCUGUCAGCAAAUCAACUAAGAGGAAGGGUACCAGAAUAAUUAGGUAACUGCAUGAAACUUUAUUCGCUGAAGCUUGGAAACAAUCUUUUUAAUGGAAGCAUUCCCUUUCAAAUUGGAAAUCUAGUAAACCUACAAGUCUUCCUAGAUCUAAGCCACAACUCAUUUACUGGAGAGAUACCAUCACAAUUUGGCAAACUGGAUAAGCUAGAAGUUCUGAAUCUAUCACACAAUGAGCUGACCGGUCAUGUUCCA